This is a messenger RNA of Ceraceosorus bombacis, 503 nucleotides long. The record is from the annotation of a GenBank genome assembly. NCBI's taxonomy places the organism in Eukaryota, Fungi, Basidiomycota, Exobasidiomycetes, Ceraceosorales, Ceraceosoraceae.
AUGCGUUUCACUUUCACAAAGCUUGCUGCCAUCGUCCUCGUGGCUGGCUCCGCGGUCACCAUGUCCGCUAACGGAAACCCUCUUCCUCAACAGGACGUGAGUGUUGCCGCCUGCGCCAAGAGUGUUGAUGCGCUGUCAAAGAAUUGAAGCUGAUGCCAAAGUGCUUUCUGAACGUCAGUACGGAGGUGUUACCCACACUCCCGACCUUGAGGGACUCAACAAGCUCCUCGAAGUCCUCCAAGGAUCUGUCGAGAAGCUUACUCAGGCCUUGAGCGGACGUCAACGCCGCGCAGACCUGCCAGGCGGUGACUCUGACCAGAGCGGCGGCCCUCAAGACCCUCCCGAGCUCAACCUGCAGGACACUAUCCUCAGCGUGAGUCAUUUGGGGAAGUCCAUAGCGAAGAAGAAUCACCACUAAUACACGUUGCUAUGCCCGCCUGCAGAUCGUCCCUGAGCUGCUACCCCUCCUCAAGUCUCUUGGCCUCAACGUCGGAAACCACUAG